Messenger RNA from Neoarthrinium moseri, 1440 nucleotides. RefSeq lists its product as uncharacterized. Gene Ontology annotation, cellular component: fungal-type vacuole membrane. Bases 1 to 1440 code for a protein of 479 amino acids. The record is from RefSeq and is a predicted model, not a curated record. Gene Ontology annotation, biological process: calcium ion transmembrane transport; intracellular calcium ion homeostasis. Gene Ontology annotation, molecular function: calcium:proton antiporter activity. NCBI's taxonomy places the organism in Eukaryota, Fungi, Ascomycota, Sordariomycetes, Amphisphaeriales, Apiosporaceae. The transcript has 7 exons.
AUGGAUCGCAAUGCAGUAGGACCGAGUUUCCAUGAGCGCGUGCGCCGCACUUUCAGCGUAGGAGCAUCCAAGAACCAUCAGAAUGGAGGCGCUCACGAGGCCACACCUCUCCUUGCCGGGGAUUCUCUCGGUGGAAGCCACGAGCACAGCGAGACGUAUGACUUCUUCCUGAACAGCCACUACACUCCGGGCGCGGACAGCUCGAAGCCGUGGGUCAGGAUCCCGGCCACUGUGUGGCAUAUCGCAAAGGCGACACUGCUCAGCAACUACGUGAAUGUGCUUCUCGUCUUUGUGCCAAUUGGUAUCAUCGCGGGCAUUGCCGAGUGGGAUCCGGUGACAGUAUUCGUCAUCAACUUCCUCGCCAUCAUCCCGCUUGCCGCCGUGCUCUCCUUCGCUACCGAAGAGAUCUCUGUGAAGCUCGGCGAGUCGCUUGGAGGCCUGUUGAACGCCACCUUUGGAAACGCGGUUGAGCUGAUUGUCAGCAUCAUCGCUCUUCGGGAUGGCCAGUACGAGGUUGUCAAGUCUUCCAUGAUCGGCUCUAUCCUGUCGAACCUUCUUCUUGUUAUGGGCAUGUGCUUCGUGUUCGGCGGCAUCGCCAACAUGAGGGACGGGGCAGGAAACGGCCAGGAACAGACUUUUGCUUCCAUUACAGCCCAGACAACCUGUUCCCUCAUGACACUGGCCGCGGCUUCUAUGAUUCUGCCCGGCGCGCUGUCCAUCGUCCUUAACCAGACCCUAGACGAUAAAGAGCAGCGCGACGCGACAAUUCUUAAUCUGUCUCGUGGAACUGCUGUCCUCCUACUCCUCCUAUACAUUCUCUACCUGUGGUUCCAACUGCGGACGCACCACAACCUCUUUGGCGCCGAGGCCGCCGCAGCCAACGUCGAAUCGCUCGAAGGAAGUGGCCCCGUUGCGACACCUGCGCAAGUUGAAGACGAGCCCGAGGAGCAACACAUGAGCCCCUGGGCCGCGGGUGGAGUGCUCAUUGUCACCACCAUCCUCGUCUCGAUCUGCGCCGACUAUCUGGUUGACAGCAUCGACGCACUGGUAGAUAGAGCCGGCCUCAGCCGGAACUUUAUCGGUCUGAUCCUGAUCCCAAUUGUGGGCAAUGCGGCCGAGCACGUCACUGCCGUCGUUGUAGCCAUCAAGAACAAGAUGGACCUGGCUAUGGGAGUUGCUAUUGGUUCGAGUAUCCAGAUCUCUCUAUUUGUUACGCCGUUCUUGGUUAUCCUCGGUUGGAUGAUGAACCGGCCCAUGAACCUGCACUUUGAAACCUUCGAGACGGUUUCCUUUGCGCUGUCUGUUCUGGUGGUUACGUACACUGUGCAGGACGGCAAGUCCAAUUACCUUGAGGGUGCCAUGUUGAUGGCUCUCUACAUCAUCAUUGCUGUAGCAUUCUUUGUCACCCCUAGCGGAGCGCUUGACGACAACUCCCUCUAA